Hyaena hyaena (striped hyena) is the source of this 945-nucleotide messenger RNA. RefSeq names its product olfactory receptor 6N1-like. The record is from RefSeq and is a predicted model, not a curated record. The coding region runs from base 1 to 945 and encodes 314 amino acids. Gene Ontology annotation, biological process: G protein-coupled receptor signaling pathway. The transcript has a single exon. Gene Ontology annotation, cellular component: membrane. NCBI's taxonomy places the organism in Eukaryota, Metazoa, Chordata, Mammalia, Carnivora, Hyaenidae. Gene Ontology annotation, molecular function: G protein-coupled receptor activity; olfactory receptor activity.
AUGGCUCAGCUCAACCACACAUGGGCCCAGAGUUUCAUCCUUGCUGGUUUCAGUGCCUCAGGAACCCUGCGACCCCUUGCCUUCCUGGGGACCCUGUGCAUCUAUCUCCUCACGCUGGCUGGGAACCUGUUCAUCAUUGUCCUGGUCCGGGCAGAUGCAGGACUGUCCACACCCAUGUACUUCUUCAUCGGGGUCCUCUCCUUCCUGGAGCUCUGGUACGUCAGAGCCACGGUGCCCACGCUGCUGCACACCUGGCUCCGUGGGCGCUCAGCCGUCUCGGCGGCGGCGUGCUUCCUCCAGCUGUAUGUCUUCCACUCCCUGGGCAUGACAGAGUGCCAUCUGCUGGGCGUCAUGGCGCUGGACCGCUACCUGGCCAUCUGUCGCCCGCUCCACUACCACGCACUCAUGAGCAGAAAGGUACGGUGCUGGCUAGCAGGGGCCACUUGGGUGGCGGGCUUCUCAGCGGCGCUGGUGCCGGCCGGCCUCACGGCCACUCUGCCCUUCUGUUUGAGAGAGGUGGCCCACUACUUCUGUGACCUGGCACCGCUGAUGCGGUUGGCGUGUGUGGACACUGGCUGGCACGCUCGAGUGCAUGGGGCAGUGAUUGGUGUGGCCACUGGCUGCAACUUCGUGCUCAUUUUGGGACUCUACGGGGGUAUCCUGAGGGCUGUGCUGAAGCUGCCUUCGGCUGCCAGCCGGGCCAAGGCCUUCUCCACCUGCUCUUCCCACAUGACCGUGGUGGCCCUCUUUUAUGCCUCUGCCUUCGCGGUCUAUGUGGGGCCACCUGGGAGCCGCUCUGAAGGCACAGACAAGCACAUCGCCUUGGUGUACACCCUUUUCACUCCUUUCCUCAACCCCAUUAUUUAUAGUCUUCGUAACAAGGAGGUGAAGGAGGCUGUCAGGAGGGUCACCCAGAGGAUUAGGGCUCUGUUGAAGGGACACUGA